CUCGGCCUCCGAGCUCGCCCCGCCCACUCCCGCCGGGCCCUGCCCAGUGACGUCACCGCGGCGCCACCUCCCUCGCCUAGGUUGUCUGCUGCAGAGCUCAGGUCCUCAGCCGCCGUUGUCGCCGCCACCGCCAAAAUGUCUGCCGGAUCAAGUGCUGCCACUGGCAGCAACCGAAGACUUCAGCAGACACAAAAUCAAGUAGAGGAGGUGGUGGACAUAAUGAGAGUCAACGUGGACAAGGUGUUGGAAAGAGACCAGAAGCUCUCGGAGUUAGACGACCGCGCGGAUGCACUGCAAGCAGGAGCGUCUCAAUUUGAAACAAGUGCUGCCAAGUUGAAGAGGAAAUACUGGUGGAAAAACUGCAAGAUGUGGGCCAUAGGGAUUGGUGUGCUGGUGAUCAUCAUCAUCAUCAUCAUCGUGUGGAGCGUCUCUUCCUGAAGAACCAGCGGAACUCGAGCCUUGCUGUUCAGGAAACCUCUUGAAGACCUUUUCGACUUUUGAACCGCUAUGUUAUUAAGCUUUCCUACUGUUAUUUCUAAACUGAUUAUUUUUGCUAGUUCAUGUAAAGUUCAGUUUCUAGGAAAUGUGCCUUUGUUUUUUAAUAUGCACUCCAAACUAGAGGUGUGGCCAGCCCCGCCCACCUUUUGCACAUAGCCUUUACAGAUUUACUGAUAAGAGGACUUCCUACCAGGCAGAAUGCUGUACUCUGGGUAGUAUGUCACUAAUGAAUUGCCACUGAUUUCAGCUAAGUUAGCUGUCCUGGGCUUCUGACAUUACCUGCAGCCCCACAUUCUAAACCAUUGGGUAAUGAGAUUUCCAGAUUGUGCCUUCCAGAACACUACUGCCUAACACACAUCUGUGACAGUAACAGGCCAUGCCUUGCUUUUGUACUUCCCUAGCUGCCUAUACGAGGCUCGAUCCUUUUCAUAAGUACUACUGACUCUUGCUGUUUAAAACAAGAUGCUGGUGAAGAUUUUUUGCUUACAUUAGAUAUGAAGAUGUUUACUUGUUAUGUAUCACUUUCUAAAAUACUUUAAUCAGAAAUAAUAACCCUUUUGAAAAGUUUUUAAAGAACUAUACCUAUGACCAAAGUUUCUAUUUUGCCAAAAUGUGAACAUACAAGCAAAGUGUCCUUCACCUGUGUCUGACAGAAUUCAGAAAGUGCCAGAAGGAGCCUUUUAGAAGUACCAGCACACGUGCUUUUCCCCAGUUCGGCAGCCAAGCUUUGAAAUGGUGCCGGCGAUGUGGCCCCUCCUGAUGCAUUUUUCACAGGGUGAAGAUUUGCACAAAACUGCCGCUGCCUGGUACUUGUACACAGGGUUUCCCCGACAGCAGUGGGCUCCAGCAUGUGACAGUCCUGAGACCUCCAUUAAGACCAUCUGUGAAUUCGAUCAUUACAAGACUCCCAUGUGAUAGCACUUUGAAAUUUGUUUCCUGUUUUUCUUUGACGUGUGCUCCCUAGAGCUUCUAAAUUCUGCUUUCCAGGCACUGGUCAGGUGGAUGGCCCAAGAUGUUUUUUCUUCUGUGUUAUAAACUGCACAGAUGCUGCUUUGAAAAUAGCACCUGAGAGACGUGGGUCCAUGAGGCUUUUAACAUCGGGGUAUGUGGCUUAAAAGCAGGGUUUCAAGUAUAAAUGAAAAACAAGGAGGCACUGGGGGAGAAACACAGGCUUUACCACUCUGGCCAUUUUUUCCAGAACCUUCUAGGUAUCAUUCACAUGCUUCUAUGACUUACACAGCAGCCACAGUUCCAUGUCUGCACUGUGUCCCCUGGAAACCCUGAGAUGAUCUUGUGUUGAAGACGUGCCUUGCAGUGGCCUGGGGUCUGGCGAUGCCCGACUCUGAAGCCUUGGUGCUCACUCCUUGCUCCAUAGUCGACCUGUAUAACCCACUGGCUCCUGCGUUAACCCAAGAAUACCUCGCUUGUGUCUGCACGCAGCUGGGAGCUUGCCCGCUCCGAGGAGCUGAAUAAAAUGUUUAUAAAACAUGA
This is a messenger RNA of Cavia porcellus (domestic guinea pig), 1989 nucleotides long. It is a transcript of the gene Vamp3, whose product is annotated as vesicle associated membrane protein 3. Gene Ontology annotation, biological process: vesicle fusion; vesicle-mediated transport; SNARE complex assembly. Bases 136 to 438 code for a protein of 100 amino acids. Gene Ontology annotation, cellular component: SNARE complex; plasma membrane. NCBI's taxonomy places the organism in Eukaryota, Metazoa, Chordata, Mammalia, Rodentia, Caviidae. The transcript is spliced from 5 exons. Gene Ontology annotation, molecular function: syntaxin-1 binding; SNAP receptor activity. The record is from RefSeq and is a predicted model, not a curated record.